GUGGGGGCAGAAAAGAAAACAGACAUAAAAGUCGCCUCCUUGAAUUCUCUCCCCAAAACCCUAAACCCUAAUUAUAAACCCAACCAAACCCCCAAACAAAUUGUGGUCUGGAACACACACACACACAGUCCUUGCAAGAAAACACACACACACAGCACAUGGAGAAAGGGUCAGUAUGGGAUUUGCCAGAUGUGCCAGAGGGUCAGCUCCCACCUCACAUUCAACUGCAAAGAACUCGUGUUCACUGCAAUUCUGAUGCCCCCACCCAUACUGAGAAUGUGCAGUAUUCUGGGGCUUAUUCGUCUCUUGGGGUGGAUAAUAGCUUGCAAUUGGAACAGUUUCGCAAGAAUUUUCGGGUUGAUGUUAUUCGACUCGAGAAAGAAGAGAUGGAGUUUGAUAUGGUUGGUAUUGACCCUUCACUUGCUAAUGCCUUUCGGAGGAUUCUCAUAGCUGAGCUUCCUACCAUGGCUAUUGAAAAGGUCCUAAUUGCGAACAACACAUCUGUAGUUCAAGAUGAGGUGCUAUCCCACAGAUUAGGUCUCAUUCCAAUCAAUGCCGACCCUAGGCUGUUUGAUUAUAAAUCAGAAAAUGAUGAUCCUAAAGAAAAUAACACCAUUGUUUUUAAGCUUCAUGUUCGUUGUGAGCGGGGUAGUCCACGUAUUACAGUAAAAUCAGAUGAGCUGAAGUGGCUACCUAAUGGGAGUGAAUUCUCAUUGGAAACUUCAGCAGCGAAUUCAACUUCAAAACCAAAAACAUAUACUUCAUUCCACACUAGCCAAGAAACUUUGCAUGACUUUUCAAAGAAGCCAAUUGCCCCCUGCCAUCCUGAUAUCAUUUUAGCUAAGCUUGGACCUGGACAGGAAAUUGAGCUAGAAGCCCAUGCUGUUAAAGGCAUGGGAAAGACACAUGCAAAGUGGUCACCGGUGGCCACUGCUUGGUAUAGAAUGCUUCCAGAGGUUGUACUAUUGAAAGAAGUUGAAGAUGAAAGAGCGGAGAAACUUGUUAAAACAUGUCCUGUCAAUGUUUUUGACAUUGAAGAUGUUGGUAAAGGUAAAAAGAGAGCAGUUGUGGCGCGACCACGGGGUUGUACGUUGUGCAGAGAAUGCAUUCGUGAAGAUGAGUUUAAACAGGAUAUUGCACUUCGACGUGUCAAAGAUCAUUUCAUAUUUACCAUAGAAUCAACCGGAGCAUUACCUCCUGAAGUGCUGUUUACGGAAGCUGUGAAGAUUCUGGAAGACAAAUGCGAAAGAGUCAUAACUGAGCUCUCAUAACGUAUUCCCAAGAAACCUCGGGCACACAAUAUUAGAAGUUUGUAUUAAAAGAAAUUGGAUGCAUUGUUUGGACUCUCUCAUUAGUCAUGAAUUAUACUAUUUCCCAUUUGUCGUAGAGUGUGAUUGUCAUGAUAUAGCUUGUCGAUUUUGUUUUAGCAACAUCAUAAUCAAGCAUAGUUAACAUGUAACUAGAAGCAGGUAAGCUGGCAAAUCCGGGCAUUGUUCCUGCAAAUUAGCUCGGGGUCCAUGGUUUUAUCUGAUUUUAGGAUUUACCAUGCCAUAUCUUGAAUUUUUUGUAAGCUAGUUAUGAACUUCUGAUAAUGCAGGCAUGUUCAUUAGAUAAACGUUUUUUUUUUUAA
Daucus carota subsp. sativus is the source of this 1630-nucleotide messenger RNA. RefSeq lists its product as uncharacterized. Gene Ontology annotation, biological process: DNA-templated transcription. Gene Ontology annotation, cellular component: RNA polymerase I complex; RNA polymerase III complex. The record is from RefSeq and is a predicted model, not a curated record. Gene Ontology annotation, molecular function: DNA binding; protein dimerization activity. The transcript is spliced from 9 exons. Lineage: Eukaryota; Viridiplantae; Streptophyta; Magnoliopsida; Apiales; Apiaceae. The coding region runs from base 159 to 1271 and encodes 370 amino acids.